Naegleria fowleri is the source of this 657-nucleotide messenger RNA. RefSeq lists its product as uncharacterized. NCBI's taxonomy places the organism in Eukaryota, Heterolobosea, Eutetramitea, Acrasida, Naegleriidae. The record is from RefSeq and is a predicted model, not a curated record. The transcript has a single exon. The coding region runs from base 1 to 657 and encodes 218 amino acids.
AUGAAUUCCUCAUCCAAUUCUUUAUUUAUUGAACAAGCACAUCCGAAUCUACAACAACAGCAACAACAACGUAUUCCCUACAGACACCACAAUCCCAUCAUCAUUUCGGAACAAGACCGUCCAUCCGUAGAAGAGCAACAUGAUGAACCAACAAAUCCAAAACGAUUUUCUGUUGCUUCUGUAACAUCUUCAGUCGAUUUUGAAUCAUCCAUUCAACUUAAACCAUCGAUAUUUUCAAUUUCUGUUGAUUUAUUUAUAAUCACAUGUUCGUUAGGAUUGGCAAUUUGGGGAUUAGUUUAUUUUACAAAAUAUAUAAAUCUGCCGAAAGCAAGAGUGGGCAAUAAUUAUUUUUCGGAUCAUAUGGAAGCAACUGUUGUAAAUAAUUUAUUGAAUAAUAUUAAGCAAUUUUUGGAAAAGCCUCAAGAGUACUUGUCGCUACUACAUUCCAUACGGUGGACUGUAUUUGAAAAUCAAGCUUUGAAAAAUACUUUUAAUACUUCUUCAACAGCUUCUUGUAACUUUUCCGAUUUAAAUUCAUUGGUAUUUAAUAUUGUGGUAGUUGUAUCGGUGAGUGACCUUAUUGCAACCAUCUUGUCCAUUGCUUCCGUGGCUUUAGUUUUAAUUGCAUUGGUCAAUGCUGGAAGAAAAUUAUUUUGA